Messenger RNA from Astyanax mexicanus (Mexican tetra), 2097 nucleotides. RefSeq names its product atonal bHLH transcription factor 1b (gene atoh1b). Bases 1 to 1131 code for a protein of 376 amino acids. The transcript is spliced from 3 exons. NCBI's taxonomy places the organism in Eukaryota, Metazoa, Chordata, Actinopteri, Characiformes, Acestrorhamphidae. Gene Ontology annotation, molecular function: protein dimerization activity. The record is from RefSeq and is a predicted model, not a curated record.
AUGCCCCCCGGUGGGAGACCUCGCGCCCGGGGCGGACACGGGGGCGGUACUGCGCGUGGCCAGAGGCGCAGCAUGGUGCUGAAGCGUGCUCGGCCGGCGGAGAACUCCUGCUAUUGGCUGCACCUCCCAGGGGAGGGGGUGGAGGUGGUGGGCGGGGGCACUAAAAAGGCAAUCAAGGAACCUGGAGGGAGGCAAGACAGGACCAAGAGGAGGCAAGACAGGAUCUCAGGAGGCUUCAUCUUCACUGCAGGAUCAGGAGCUGAGUUCCUUCAGAGAGUCAGAAUCAGAUCAGGCUGUUUUCUGUAUUUUCUCAGUGUUAAAGUUCAGGCCUGGACAUCUGUGGAGUUCACAGAUCUGCUGCGUCUGCUGCUGUUCUUCACACCCUCUGCAGGAAUGACUUCCAACACUAAAGUCCUGAGCUGGUCAGAUGUGAACAUGCCCAAACAGCUGGAGGCUUUCUCUCUGUCUGAACAUCCCAGAGUGACCUGCGCUGACCUGCGAGGCUGGAUCAGCCCUGCUGGACACUCCUAUACACCCGCCGGACUGCGCUCAGUGUACACCCACGCCUCGUUGGACGUCACGCUGGAUAAAUGUGCAGGAAGCCCCGCCCCUACUGUUCCAGAAGAGGAAAACAACAGAGACAAAGAGUCCGGGGCCAAACAGCAACAGCAGCAGCACCUGAGCGCCCCCCAGAGGCACCGGCGGGUGGCGGCGAACGCCCGGGAGAGGCGGCGGAUGCACGGUCUGAACCGGGCUUUCGAUAAGCUGCGGAGCGUCAUUCCGUCUCUGGAGAACGAGAAGAAGCUCUCCAAGUACGACACGCUGCAGAUGGCCCAGAUCUACAUCGCCGAGCUGUCCGAGCUGCUGGAGGGCGUGGUCAGGUCCGAGUGCAGGAGCCCCUAUCAAACGGAGCGGAUCAUAAGGACAUGUCCGGUGGAGACGCCCACUCUGGCUCCGGCGUGCCUCGAACGAGACGCCGGCGUCCCUGAGGGACGUCUGCUCAUCCUGUCCACACCUACUGUCCACUACAGUCCAGAGAAGAAGAGCGAGGUCAUCACACUGUCCAGCGCCAGCGACGGAGAGUCGUCCCACUUCAGCGACGCCGAGGACGGACAGUCCAGGGGGUGCUGACCCGGUGCAUAGUGGUGCAUACGUGCGAAAAGAGGCACUCUUAUGAUGAUGUCAUCUGAUCUGUCUGUGUUUUAGUAGACGUUAAGAGGGACCAAAUAGUGCGGGUAGAUGUUUAGUAGACUAUUGAGAAUUAUUACCUGAGAAAAAUGGACAAAAAACUAAGAAAAAGAAAAGAAAAGAAAAGACGAACAACCUGCAACGGCACACAGAAUGUUAACCAUGGCUGCGUCCCAAUUGCAUACAAUACACUUAGUCUGUUUUACAUAAAAUUGGAUACUUCUAAACAAUACUCAACUAUAUAUUUUGAGUUAGUUGAACAUUUGUGGGCACAUAUACUGUACUAUUCAAACUGAGAUCUUUGAGUUGAACCAACAUGUUGAACCACAAUAGUGGCAGCUUCUUUUUUUCAUUGGCGUCCAUUGGUCACAAUCUAUUUGCAUACUGGGUGUGUCCAACAGUUUCUGACAGACUAACACUCACCAUCAGUGUGUAGUGAUUCCCCCUGGGCUAACUUAGAAAUAAAAAUCAACUUUCCCUUUAGUUGUACAUCAAUAACUUGAUGUUCUAAGUUGUGCUAACUUUUAUGUACAGUUUUCAUUACCCCUUAACUCACUUUUAAGGCAACCGGUUUUCUCAAUAUUUUAAAAGUAAAUUAAACUUAUCCAGGCGCACAGUGUAAUACGAUAAAGACUAUAAAUUGACACUAAACUCAUUUAUUUUCUCAUCACUUUUAUCCAAACUACACUGCAUACUUCAUACUCCAACUAAAUCCUAGCUAGUCUUACUAAUUUGCUAAUUCGUACGCAUUUGGGACGCAGCCCAUCUCUUCUCCAGGCCCUGUAGCUGCACUUUAUUGGCUGAGCAUAGCCUGCAUUUUGAUUGACAUUUCCUUUUUUUUUUUGGAUUUAAGUCAACUGCAAAUGAAUCAACUGCUAUUUAUGUACGUUCUUUGUAUCUGUUUUUUUU